This is a messenger RNA of Mesorhabditis belari, 1080 nucleotides long. Lineage: Eukaryota; Metazoa; Nematoda; Chromadorea; Rhabditida; Rhabditidae. The record is from the annotation of a GenBank genome assembly.
AUGUAUGAGAAAAUCAUCGUUGAAAACAAAGAGAAUCCGAAUGGGACAAUUUACGUUUCAUCCGCCACAAUUCACACUCCAGCUAACGAGACCGAUCCACAAGUCUGGAUCACCGAUGAUGUCGGGAACUACUCAGCGCUUCAAACUGGCAAACGCUUCUUUGGCCCGCGAGUAACAUUGUCGCUUGGAGUGGAUCGAAAUCCCAACUUUGUCAUUCAUUUCAUUCGAAGCGAUGAAACGAAUCGUAACGCAAAUAUCACCGUGGCUGAUGCACUCACUUCGGUCGAUGUGGAUGGAUUGACGUGGAAUGUUGUGAGCUUAUACAAUUUACCAUUUUCUUAUACGUUUGUCUCAAAUGAAUUCACUCCAAACCCAACUCUUGAGUGCCAAGUGACGAAUAUGCCGAUUAACAACUGCACCGUUGACAUGUACCUCGGCGGACGUCCGAGCGAGGAGGGGAAAGAAAAAUAUCGAUUAGCUAGUUUUACAAAUGAAACAAUUGGAAACUAUCGAACGAGUUACGUUUACGGAUACGCGGUCACAUUUCUCGUCCCAGCCAAUUGUAAGGCCGAUUAUGUGUGCCGAGGGAGAAGCUAUGUUACUGAGACUUCCCCAGAUGAGAACUCAAUGGGUUUCUUCAUGAGUGCUGAGUACCCGGGUGUGUUUGAUACAGAGCAUCGAGCUGGUUCGGAUGGUGCUUGGCUGAAAAAGGCCGAAUGGACUUAUCCAUCAAACGUCACUUUCUUUGUGCAAUCGGUGGACACUGGGAUCGGUGGAAGCUUGGGGAUUACUGUUGCUGGGAAAUAUAAUUUCUCUGGAACAAUAACAACAACGGUCACCACUUCGGAAGUUGCAAAAGGGAUUACGAUUGACUGGCAACCAUCAGACGACGUGAGAUACGGCUUCUUGACUAGAUGGUCGUCUUAUCUAGCUGAUGUGCCCACUCCACCAUCGACAAUCACCACAUCUCUUGAUUCAGCCACACACACAACCACUCUAUCAACCACCACAAAAACAGUUUCCAUUCUUUCACUUGGCAAAUCCUUGGCAAUUUUAUUUGUUUUCAUGAUGAUUCGUGGU